AUGGCUAAAUACACUGAAGAACAAUUGAUUGAAUUGAAAUCAGAAGCAUAUAUUCCAAACCCACCAAUUUUGGAAGCUUUCAAUAAAUUAAUUGAUGAAGUUAAAGAAUCUAUUGAACAACAUCAUCAACAUCAAAAGAAAUGGAAUAAUGGUGAUACUUAUAUAGAUGAACAUGGACAUGAAAGAUCAUAUCAUCAUAUGAAUAGAAGAAGACAAUCUAAAGGUUCUGUUGGUUCAGCUAGACCAAAUUUAAGAAAAAAAUCAGAAGCUUUUGUUGAUGAAGAUGGUUGGGCAACUUUAGCUAAACCAAAGAAAACUUCUUUUGCUGAAGGUGAAGGUAUAGAAGAAAGAAAUAAAUUUAGAGAAAAUUCAAAUAAUGGUGGUACUGUUAGAGCUAGACCAAAUAAUAAAAAUUUGGGUAGUUCUAAAGCUGUUGAUCCAAGAGAAAUUAUUUCAGAUAAACAAACUAAAGCUUUUAAUGCUUUUGCUGCUUUGGAUGAUGACGAAGAAGAUGAUGAUGAAUAA
Candida tropicalis MYA-3404 is the source of this 525-nucleotide messenger RNA. RefSeq lists its product as uncharacterized. The transcript has a single exon. The coding region runs from base 1 to 525 and encodes 174 amino acids. The record is from RefSeq and is a predicted model, not a curated record. Lineage: Eukaryota; Fungi; Ascomycota; Pichiomycetes; Serinales; Debaryomycetaceae. Gene Ontology annotation, biological process: negative regulation of translation; translational initiation.